Messenger RNA from Solanum verrucosum, 432 nucleotides. RefSeq lists its product as uncharacterized. The record is from RefSeq and is a predicted model, not a curated record. The transcript is spliced from 2 exons. NCBI's taxonomy places the organism in Eukaryota, Viridiplantae, Streptophyta, Magnoliopsida, Solanales, Solanaceae. The coding region runs from base 1 to 432 and encodes 143 amino acids.
AUGAAAGUGGCUAUUCAAAAUCAUUGGAUAAGAGGAUUCACGAUUGGCAAUCUUUCAGUGGAGGAGAUGCAGAUAUGUCAUCUACUAUAUGCAGAUGACACAAUCAUAUUUUGUGAAGCAAAGGCAGUUUCUAGGCUAUUAAUAAAUUGGAGGAAGAGCUGCAUAUUUUCCAUUAAGGAGGUUCCUGAAAUACAAAAUUUGGCAACUAUUUUGGGGUGCAGAGUGGAGCAGCUUCCAAUGACCUAUUUAGGCAUGCCGCUGGGACACAAUCACAAAGAGUUAGAAAUAUGGGAUGACAUCAUUGAGAAGAUUGAAAAGAAAUUGGCUAACUGGAAAGCCCAAUACAUCUCAUUAGUAGGGAGAGUUACUUUGAUAAAGGAUUCAAUGCCUACUUAUGUAAUGUCACUGUUUCACAUCCCUGCUAAGGUGUAG